AUGGCCCGUACCGGAACAGUAAGGCAACAGCCAACUAUAAGCAGCGGAACGCAACGCCGAUAUCCACAGCAAAGGCUCACCACUGCCUACAGCACAUUUGCGGAGAUCAAGUGGAUUGUAUACACACUGACCGCCAUCGGCCUAUUGCCAUUUUACACCAUAGACAACGAUUAUAAAAUCAGCCCCACACACCGCAAGCGUCUCAUCACGACCUUCUACACGACAGGCUUGCGUGCAUUGUGCAUCCUGCUGCCCAUCGCUAGUAUAUACCUGAUAUUUUCACCCAUCGGCGGAUGCAAUUUCCACAUUUUCGGCAGUGUGGACAGUGUGAAUGUCGCUUUGCACGUAUUGCUAACAAUUUCCUGCUUCCUCACCAUCACGUUGGGUUGCGCGUGGAAAUCGCACGACUUUCAGCAGAUUGUCAACAAGUUACUGCUGAUCGAUCAGCAACUCCAAGCCCGCACGAGCCUCGCGCCACCUAUACAUAACGAUUGCGCCUUUUAUAGACGCUAUUUGGUGCAACUGUGCAUCUUGAUAGUGCUGGCAAUUCAGGUUAUCUUAUUCAGUAAAAAUAUUUCCACAUCGAGUCUUUUCUCGAUUUCGUUCUAUGUGAUAGAGAACACCAUCAGUAAUUUAUUUGUAAUUUUCAUAGCGCUUCUUUGCCAUCUACUGGCAAUGCGGUUUCGGUAUCUCAACGCAUACGCAAAGUCAUUCGCUAAUGAAGAGAAGCAGCAGCUCUCGCGUUGUAGCAGGUCUUUAGAUCCAUCAAUUUUCUAUGUGAUUCUACCAGAAGAACGGCAUUAUUCAGCACCAGCAGAAAAUCCCUUUAUCAACGCCAGCUCCUUUAUAUAUCGCAUGCAUUACGAUCUGCUCAGAAUGUACAAACUGCUCAACGACUAUGUUGGCCCUGCUCUGUUGAUGUACUUCGUAUAUAUAAUCUAUGUGAUAUCGGCGAUUAUAUAUUUUAUGGCUAAAAGGAAGAGUUUAGACAGGUUCAUUUUGUGGCACACUAGCUCACUGUAUUUGCACAUUAGUAUCAUAGCGCUAGUCUCAUGCUGCUGCAGCACGCUGACCAAGGAAGCCCAUCAAAUGUCGGCAAUCAUUUCUAGUAUUUAUGGACGUAAUGAAAAGUGCCGGAAAAUUUUAAUUGUCAUGGACGUGCUUAAGCAGCAAAUUGUGCGUGACCUUAUGCCAUCAAUUAAUAAAAUCGUUGGUAGUGCUGACACAGCAAUAACGCCUUUAAGAAGUGCCGCCGCCACUGAUUAA
Molecule: messenger RNA, 1266 nt
Organism: Bactrocera neohumeralis
Lineage: Eukaryota; Metazoa; Arthropoda; Insecta; Diptera; Tephritidae
Product: gustatory and pheromone receptor 32a-like
Exons: 3
Coding region: 1-1266 (421 amino acids)
Biological process (GO): sensory perception of taste
Cellular component (GO): membrane
Source: RefSeq, a predicted model, not a curated record